Messenger RNA from Candidula unifasciata, 971 nucleotides. Lineage: Eukaryota; Metazoa; Mollusca; Gastropoda; Stylommatophora; Geomitridae. The record is from the annotation of a GenBank genome assembly.
UGGGUGGGCCAUCUCUCGAGGAUGUCACAAAUGCAAUUUGUCCUGAUGACUCACCAUACAAAUGUUUGCCUUAUGGUUCCUGCUUUGCCCCCGACAGUUACUGCGAUGAAAAGUCAAAAGCAGUGGAAUCAUGCUUCCAACAUCAGCUGACAACCUUGCAGUCCAAGCUGGCAUAUUGUCAAGAUGUCAGACAAAAUACCUCAAAACUGAUACAUAAAUCAUGUCUCUUUGCUUGUAAGAUUAUAUCAGAAGGCUGUGACAAAUCACAUGUUUCUGACAGCUCUGAGGAUGUUCUCAUAUGGAAAAUUAUUGCAGUUGCUGCAUCCUGUCUAUGUAUUUUCCUGAUCUUGCUUGGCUUGUAUUUUUACCACUACAAAAUCAAAAAGUGGAGGAAGAUGUACUAUCAAGUGAUCUCCAAGCGUAAUGAUACCAUAGCAGAUGGUGGAGAGGAAUCUGAAGGACUUGACUUGGGUGUCCAGCCUCGUAAUUCAUCUGAUGAAAGAGUGAAUUUGCUGCAAGCAGUGGUCACUGAUGUAGAUGUAGGUGGAGUUACACUUCCUGAAAAUCAGAUACAAAGUCAACAACCACAUCAGACUCAACAAGAUCUGUUGGAAAACUCACAAGACAGUCCUCAUUUGCAGCAACCAUAUUUGAACAACAGAGUUUCUGGUGAAAUUCCUCCAAGUUAUUCUUCAGGAAAUGCCUCAAGUGUAUCAUCACCAUCAUCAUCUUCAGUUUCAUCUGUCGGAACAAAUGAUGAUAGCGGAAUAAGUCCUGGAAGGGAAUGUCCUUUCGAGUGUGUGAAUUUAGACCGGCAGUCAUCUCAGACUCAAGUGUUGACAAUUGAGAGUUCUGGCUCCAGUCAGCAAUCCCAGAGUGAGUGUAGAGCAGGUUUACCCUACGUCACAAGCACAUCCAUUCCAGAAGGAAAGAGCACACUUGUGACAAGUGCCAGUGAGUACAGAGAAUAA